AUGCAACGAAAACAUGCCUGUCUAUCGUGUAUUGCGAUGGACUACGGUAGUGAAGCGAUCGUCACUACCGUAACCAUCCGUAACCAUGCUGAUUCGUGUUAUUUUCAGAGGUCACUGCUCGUCGUGAUGACGUUCAGCGAAGGGGAGACGCUGUUCUUACACGGCAGAGUGGCAGAUAUGGAAUUGAAGCCAAUGGUGUGCCUGGUGUGUGGAAGGGCCUCAAAUACGGGACAUCACUAUGGGGUAACAGCAUGUCUUGGAUGCAAAACAUUUUUUCGAAGGGUCGUAUUGCAAGGAACACAACCUAAAUGUAAAUUUCAAAAUAAGUGCCUCCUCGUUAAAGGUGCUCAUGCAAAACGAAUUUGCCGGAGUUGCCGAUUUACAAAGUGCAAAGAGAUAGGAAUGAAUGAACAAGCGCUUCAUCCAUGUCGGGAUCUGAUCGGAAGGAGGCAAACAUCACAAUCUGAAUCAAUUUCACCUUCCGACAGCCCAUCAUCCUCAUCAUCUUCAGGGGGAAAAUUAUCACCAGCAUCAGAAGAAGCGUUGUUUUUUCUUUACGGGCUGAGAGACAUGGAUUCACAAAUCAGACGAAGCUACGCUGCCAGACGAGGUCACUGCGUCGUUGGACCUGAACAAGACAGGUUCUUCUACAAUCCGAUCUGCGAUUUCUCUGAUGUGGCCCCGAACGGGGAGUUGUCGGAAUCGAUACGUGGCGACAUCGCGAUGGCAGUUGAAUGGGCCGAACAAGUUCCUUCAUUCCAUCUCCUCUCCCCUCUGCUCAGACGUCAUCUUCUGCAUCGAUUCUGCCUGAUGUUCGUGACUAUCGAGCAUGGUCUAUUCACAGCACAGAUGCCAGCACAUGACAAUGUAUGGUUUCUGUCAGAUCGUACUUGUCUUGUUCGGAAUGUGGACGCGAUUCCCGAAGAGAUUAAAUUACACCUCACACCAAAAACCUCUAUGGCUCAACAGUUGCUCUAUCCUUUAACUGCUGUGUUAAUCGAUGAGAUUGCGCAACCGUUACGAAAACUAAGGCCUACACCUGAAGAAGUGGCCGCUUUGAAGGUUCUUAUGCUCAUGAAACCAACAAUAAUACGCGAAACUGAAGGAAUUCCGCUGGCGAAUCCAGAAGAGUUGAGGAUUCUUUCCGAUGUACGUGACAAAGUGCUCACCGGACUGCAUGCGUUCUAUUUGGCAAGCGGAGAAGAAAAUCCAGAGGAACGACUCAGCGAUCUACUAAUGCUGAGUGGAGGCGUUGCAAUAUGUGCUGCUCAGGAGCUAGAAGGACUGCAUUUGUUACGAUUCUUUGACAUGGCCAGAUUCGAUGACGACUGUUCAAAGUUGCUGUUUGGUGGAUAA
This is a messenger RNA of Necator americanus (New World hookworm), 1356 nucleotides long. RefSeq lists its product as uncharacterized. Gene Ontology annotation, biological process: regulation of DNA-templated transcription. Bases 1 to 1356 code for a protein of 451 amino acids. Gene Ontology annotation, molecular function: RNA polymerase II cis-regulatory region sequence-specific DNA binding; DNA-binding transcription factor activity; zinc ion binding. The record is from RefSeq and is a predicted model, not a curated record. The transcript is spliced from 12 exons. NCBI's taxonomy places the organism in Eukaryota, Metazoa, Nematoda, Chromadorea, Rhabditida, Ancylostomatidae.